This is a messenger RNA of Hibiscus syriacus, 1540 nucleotides long. Its product is annotated as GRAS family protein RAM1-like. Gene Ontology annotation, molecular function: DNA-binding transcription factor activity; sequence-specific DNA binding. The record is from RefSeq and is a predicted model, not a curated record. The coding region runs from base 94 to 1512 and encodes 472 amino acids. The transcript has a single exon. Gene Ontology annotation, cellular component: nucleus. Lineage: Eukaryota; Viridiplantae; Streptophyta; Magnoliopsida; Malvales; Malvaceae. Gene Ontology annotation, biological process: regulation of DNA-templated transcription.
CGCUAAGCUUCGUUCAUGCCAUAAAAUCUUAUACCUCUUCAAAUCUUUCUUUUGGAUCUAUGUUUCUCUAUCGUUAACUCUUUCUCUCGAAAUAUGAUCAUGAAAGAUUCAUAUGGAGAAGAGGAGCCAUUGAAUCUCAGCCUGGCAAUUAUGGCAGAUCCCGGCGUUGAAAAGGUUCACAGGAAGAGGAAGAGAAAGGUUCAUGCUUGUAAGCCGCCAUUAAACAACGUCCCAUCCUCUUAUUACGAAGGUUGCGAAGGGAAGAUCUUUAAGCUUCUUCAACUGAGAGAAGAGAUGUUAAAGCUCGAUCAUCACAAGAGAAAAGGUGUAGUACUCGAAGACGGUAAAGGCCUUCAUUUGAUCCAUUUGCUGCUCAUCACCGCCACCUCGGUCGACGAGAACAAUGUGAUCUCGGCCUUGGACAAUCUCGCACAACUUUACCAAACUGUGUCGUUAACGGGGGAUUCGGUUCAAAGGGUCGUCGCUUAUUUCGCCGACAGCUUACUCGCAAGGCUUCUCACUCGGAAAUCACCUUUCUACGACAUGAUAAUGAAGGAGCCGACCAUUGAAGAAGAGUUUUUAGCUUUCACUUGUCUUUAUAGGGCGUCACCUUAUUACCAGUUCGCUCAUUUCACUGCUAACCAAGCUAUAAUCGAAGCCUUUGAGAAAGAGGAAGACGUCAAUAACCGAACAUUGCAUGUUAUCGAUUUCGAUGUCUCCUAUGGCUUCCAAUGGCCUUCCCUCAUUCAAUCACUCUCCGAAAAGGCUACGACUGGUAACCGGAUAUCGCUUCGUUUAACGGGCUUCACAAGAAGCUUAGCACAGCUGCAAGAAACCGAGAGUAGAUUAGUGAGCUUUGCAAAAGGAUUCCGCAAUCUGGUCUUCGAAUUCCAAGGCUUGUUAAGAGGUUCCAAGCUGAUUAACCUUCGUAAAAAGAAGAACGAAACGGUUGCUGUGAAUUUGGUUUUCCAUUUGAAUACUUUGAAUAAAUCUACCAAAGUAUCGGAGACGUUGAAAUCAGUGCAUUCGCUUAGGCCUUCCAUUGUUGUGUUAGUUGAACAAGAAGGUAGCGGAAGCCCGAGAAGCUUCCUAUCGAGAUUUAUGGAGUCUUUACAUUACUUUGCAGCCAUGUUUGAUUCAUUGGAUGAUUGUCUCCCACUAGAAAGCGCUGAGAGAUUAAGCAUUGAGAAAAAGCAUCUAGGGAAGGAGAUCAAAAGUGUGAUCAACUUUGACAAGGACGAGGAAGAUAGUGAAUCGUUUCCGAGCUAUGAAAAGAUGGAAACAUGGAAGAACAGGAUGGAGAGCCAUGGGUUUGAAGGGAUGAAACUGAGUUCCAAGUGUUUGAUACAGGCGAAACUUCUGCUGAAAAUCACCACCCAUUAUAGCCCUCUUCAGUGUGAAGGAGAUGUCAAUGGUGGGUUUAGAGUUUUUGAAAGAGAUGAAGCAAAGGCUCUCUCUUUAGGGUGGCAAGAUAGGUGCUUGCUUACUGCAUCUGCAUGGCAAUGUGCAUGAUAUGACUAGAUUGAACAUUAUCUGCCCU